Molecule: messenger RNA, 2450 nt
Organism: Onychomys torridus (southern grasshopper mouse)
Lineage: Eukaryota; Metazoa; Chordata; Mammalia; Rodentia; Cricetidae
Gene: Zdhhc13
Product: zinc finger DHHC-type palmitoyltransferase 13
Exons: 18
Coding region: 96-2015 (639 amino acids)
Biological process (GO): protein palmitoylation
Cellular component (GO): Golgi membrane
Molecular function (GO): palmitoyltransferase activity; protein binding
Source: RefSeq, a predicted model, not a curated record
GCCGGAAGUGAGCGAGUGGCGGCUGAGUCGUGCUGGCCCGGGAGCCGCGGCCGCCACUCUGCGCAGGAACCGCUGCGGGGUGGGCGCCGGGCGUGAUGGAGGGCCCGGGGCUGGGCUCGCAGUGCAGGAAUCACAGCCAUGGCUCCCACCUUCCAGGAUUUGGUCGACACGGCAUCUGUGCACACGAAAACAAAGAACUUGCGAAGGCAAAAGAAAUCCUUCCUCUUAUAGAGGAUUCCAGUAACUGUGAUAUUGUCAAAGCUACCCAAUAUGGAAUUUUUGAACGAUGUAAAGAGUUAGUAGAAGCAGGAUAUGAUGUCAGACAACCAGACAGAGAAAAUGUGUCUCUUCUUCACUGGGCUGCCAUUAACAACAGACUAGAGCUUGUAAAGUUUUAUAUUUCCAAAGGUGCUGUGAUAGAUCAGUUGGGUGGUGAUUUAAAUUCAACUCCUCUUCACUGGGCCAUCCGACAAGGGCAUUUGCCUAUGGUUAUAUUAUUACUCCAGCAUGGUGCAGACCCCACUCUGAUUGAUGGAGAAGGAUUCAGCAGCAUUCAUCUGGCGGUCCUGUUUCAGCACAUGCCUAUUAUAGCAUAUCUCAUCUCAAAGGGACAGAGUGUGAAUAUGACAGAUGUCAAUGGCCAGACGCCGCUCAUGCUAUCAGCUUACAAAGUAAUUGGGCCAGAACCAACUGGAUUUCUUUUAAAGUUUAAUCCCUCUCUCAGUGCUGUUGAUAAAACACAUCAGAACACUCCACUUCACUGGGCAGUUGCAGCAGGAAAUGUCAGUGCAGUUGAUAAGCUCUUGGAAGCUGGUUCUAGCCUGGACAUCCGAAAUGCUAAGGGAGAAACACCUCUUGAUAUGGCUGUACAAAAUAAAAACCAGCUCAUUGUUCACAUGCUAAAAACAGAAGCCAAGAUGAGAGCCAACAAAAAGUUUAGGCUUUGGAGAUGGCUACAGAAAUGCGAGCCCAAAGAAAGAAGUGUGGCGCUUCACUGGUUGUCUAACAGUAAUUCUCAGCUCUUCCUGAUGCUGAUACUCUCUGUGAUCACAGUGUGGGCUGUUGGAUACAUCCUGGACUUCAAUUCAGAUUCUUGGCUUUUAAAAGGAUGUCUUCUAGUAGCAUUGUUUUUUCUGACAUCUUUGUUUCCAAGGUUUUUGGUUGGCUAUAAGAACCUUGUGUACUUACCAACAGUCUUUCUGCUAAGUUCCGUUUUUUGGAUAUUUAUGACUUGGUUCAUUUUGUUCUUUCCUGAUGUAGCAGGCAGCCCUUUCUAUUUUGCUUUCAUUUUCAGCAUCAUAGCCUUUCUCUAUUUUUUCUACAAGACUUGGGCAACUGAUCCAGGCUUCACUAAGGCUUCUGAGGAAGAAAGGAAAGUGAAUAUUGUCACCCUUGCAGAGACUGGCUGUCUGGACUUCAGGACAUUUUGCACAUCGUGUCUUAUAAGGAAGCCUUUAAGGUCACUCCAUUGCCAUGUAUGCAACUGUUGUGUGGCUCGGUUUGAUCAGCACUGCUUCUGGACUGGACGCUGCGUAGGUUUUGGCAACCAUCAUCAUUACAUCUUCUUCUUGCUUUCCCUUUCCAUGGUCUGUGACUGGAUCAUUUAUGGAUCUUUUGUCUACUGGUCAAAUCAUUGUGCCACAACAUUCAAGGAAGAUGGACUAUGGACCUACCUCAGUCAGAUAGUGGCCUGUUCUCCCUGGGUUUUGUAUAUCUUCUUGCUAGCAGCUUUCCAUUUCUCAUGGUCAACAUUUUUAUUAAUAAAUCAACUCUUUCAGAUUGCAUUUCUGGGCCUAACCUCCCAUGAGAGAAUCAGCCUAUUAAAGCAGAGCAGGCACAUGAAACAGACAUUAUCUCUCAGGAAGACACCAUAUAACCUUGGAUUCACACAGAACCUGGCAGAUUUCUUUCAGUGUGGCUGCUUUGGCUUAGUGAAGCCCUGCAUAAUAGAUUGGACAUCCCAGUAUACCAUGGUUUUCCACCCAGCGAAAGAGAAAGUUCUUCGUUCCGUAUGAAGAAAAGGCACCUCAAAACACACUUUGACUUGUUUUUGUUUAUGUUGGUGCUGUGAGGUCUGAAAGUGAAGUGAGAUGUUGAGCUCACCACAGUUCAAAAUUUUUGAAACACAGUCCUCAGCAAGUGCAUACCCUCUGUCAGACCUAGAAUGAGGGCCUGUUACUGAGCAUUCUGGCAGACAUCCUUAGAAUCUUCCAUAUUUUCCCCAAGAAUAUGAGUUACUUUAAAAAAAAAAAAAAACAUAAAAGUCACUGAUUAUGGAUAAAAUAGAGUAUUUUCAGAUACUGUAUUGACUUUUUAAAAAUAGUACUCUUUAAACUUGUAAUUUUUGAUAAGUUAUUUGUCUUUAUUAUAUCUAUAAAUAUGUAAAGAGUAUUUAAAUAGAUGUACUUGUUUUACUUUCACAUUUAAUAAAAACAUUUUUUUAUACUUGA